Molecule: messenger RNA, 3879 nt
Organism: Tripterygium wilfordii
Lineage: Eukaryota; Viridiplantae; Streptophyta; Magnoliopsida; Celastrales; Celastraceae
Product: pentatricopeptide repeat-containing protein MRL1, chloroplastic
Exons: 19
Coding region: 89-3430 (1113 amino acids)
Molecular function (GO): protein binding
Source: RefSeq, a predicted model, not a curated record
GAGAACCAUCGUUGGUCUCGUCACUCCAUAACCUCCUCUCCUAUCCUUCCACUCUCUAUCCUCAAAUCUCUCUCGCUUCUGCAAUUCCAUGGACUUCAAAUUUCAAGCUCUAACCAAAGUAUCAACCACUCCUAUCGCUUCUCUAUCUUCGAUUCGAUCGGUUCGCAGAGAAUUCCUCGGCUACGGUCACAACCUCCGGCCCCCCAGUGCUCUUCGCCUUGGAAGGAAAUGCAGUAAGCUAGGGUUGCGAAAUCGGUCUCGGAGAUUUUACUUAAAGGCCUCACUGGAAUCGGACUCGGUUGUUGUUGUUGUGGCUGUAACUGCCUUCACUGCUUUCUCAAUUGCUUGGUUGAAUCACUAUUUCAAAAUUAGGAACUCUGCAGAGGUGCCAGAUUCCUCAAAACUCGCAUUAUCUCAGCUCGAGAAAGAUACUAUUGACUUCAUUAUUGGGAAUGAAAUUUUGGAUUAUGAGGGUCUCCAUGGAGGGUCCUUGACAAGAGGAAGUGAAAGUUCAGUAGACAAGAUAAGAGACAACAGUCAUGGACAUGAGGAUAAAAAUGCCCGUAUGCAAUUUCACGAAACUCCCUUGAUGCAUGACGGCUGUCUUUUGGUUAAAGUAGCAGAUGUUCCAGGUGCAGAUUUUCUUGCGUCCAGAGCCGGCAAAUAUGCGCUUUUAGAAGAAUCUAAGGCUGCUGAUUUAUCUACUACGCCUCUUCUUAUCCCUGAAUCAGAUGUCUUGCAGCCGCUUCUACAUGCUGCGAGAAUGACGGAAUUGCAGCUUGAAAAUGAUAUGAAGGAAACUGUAUUCGUUUCUGAGGUGGUUCCUCGAGCACCAAUGGAGUUUGAAUCUGUUGGUGCGUUAUCUUCUGCAAAUAAUUCUGUGGCUGUUACUAAUAUAGAUGAAAAAUUGCAUCAUAAACUUGGUGAAGAAGGUGAAAUUAAUGGCUAUCCUAGCAUUUCUAUAGAAUCAGUCAGAGACGAACUUUACACUUUCUAUCGGUCAAAUCAGUCAGCAGAGCAAUCUCGUUCAAUCUUGAAUGGUCUAAAACCUGAAUCUUCUCGUGCCUUCUCACUGAGUCAGAAUCGCUUUUCUUCCCUUGCGAGGGAACUUGCUCUAAAGCAUGAAGAAUUUUCAGCACAGGACUCUCUUCAAGCUGCAGAGCAUUUUGAAGGUAAAAUACCCGUCGCCUGUUAUAGAGGAAGCUCUUCUGGAACAAGUAAAACCUUAGGAAGAGGCACAGGAGUUCCCCGAUACAAUGAAAGAAAACCACCGGCUAAGGACAACCAUACAGUUUUACCCAAGUUUCCCUAUCCAAAUGGGACAGAUGCCCUCGACAAACAUCACUCGGCAGAGCAAUUCAGUGCUUACAGUCGUUUGCUGAGAGAUGGGAGGUUAACCGACUGUAUGGAUUUGCUUGAAGAUAUGGAAAAAAGGGGGUUGUUGGAUACAAACAAGAUUUAUCACGCAAAGUUUUAUAAAAUCUGCAAAAAUCGAAAAGCUGUUAAAGAAGCUUUUCGUUUCACCAAGCUGGUUCCCAACCCAACAUUAAGUACAUUUAAUAUGCUGAUGUCUGUGUGUGCAAGUUCUCGAGAUCCAGAAGGAGCUUUCCAAGUUAUGCAACUUGUCCAAGAGGCUGGCAUGAAAGCUGAUUGCAAACUUUACACAACUUUAAUAUCAACUUGUGCUAAAAGUGGAAAAGUUGAUGCAAUGUUUGAAGUUUUUCACGAGAUGGUAAAUGCUAGAGUGGAACCAAAUGUUCAUACAUAUGGGGCGCUUAUUGAUGGUUGUGCCAAAGCUGGACAAGUGGCCAAGGCAUUCGGUGCUUAUGGGAUAAUGAGGUCCAAGAAUGUUAAACCAGAUCGAGUUGUAUUCAAUGCUCUUAUCACUGCCUGUGGUCAGUCGGGAGCAGUUGAUCGUGCUUUUGAUGUAUUGGCAGAAAUGAGGACUGAAAUACAACCUGUAGAUCCUGACCAUGUCACAAUUGGUGCAUUGAUGAUGGCAUGCGCAAAUGCUGGUCAGGUUGAUCGGGCGCAAGAAGUAUACAAAAUGAUCCAUGAUUAUAACAUCACGGGUACUCCAGAGGUCUAUACAAUUGCUGUUAACUGUUGCAGCCAGACUGGAGAUUGGAAGUUUGCAUGUAAUGUGUAUGGGGAUAUGAAAAACAAAGGCAUAGUCCCUGACGAGAUGUUUCUCAGUGCUUUAAUAGAUGUUGCCGGGCAUGCUGGAAAGUUGGAUGCUGCUUUUGAGAUCCUGCAAGAAGCCAGGAUUCAGGGGAUACGCCUGGGAACUGUAUCAUAUAGUUCCUUGAUGGGCGCCUGUAGCAAUGCUAAAAACUGGCAGAAGGCUCUACAGCUAUUUGAGGAUAUCAAGUCUAUUAAUCUGAACCCAACAGUUUCGACUUUAAAUGCUUUGAUCACUGCCUUGUGUGAUGGUGACCAACUGCCGAAGGCUAUGGAAGUUCUAUCUGAAAUGAAGAGUUUGGGUCCAUGUCCGAACAACAUUACAUAUUCUGUACUCUCAGUGGCAAGCGAAAGAAAGGAUGAUCUAGAAGCAGCCCUCAUGCUCCUUUCUCAAGCCAAAAUGGAUGGGAUUUCCCCUUCUCUCGUUAUUUGUAGAUCCAUAAUUGGCAUGUGCUUGCAAAGAUUUGAGAAGGCCUGUAACCUUGGUGAAACUGUUCUGUCCUUCAAGUCAGGGCAUCCACAUAUCGAAAAUGAAUGGACAUUGCAAGCCUUAAUGGUCUACCGGGACACCAUUGUCGGUGGUGUAGUGCCUAAUAUGGAAAUUGUUUCACAAGCUUUAGGAUGCCUGCAGCUCCCUUUUAAUUCUUCUGUGAAAGAAAGACUUAUUGAGGAUCUGGGAGUCACUGCUGACUCAUCAAGAUAUUCUAACCUUUGUGCACUAAUAGAUGGAUUUGGAGAAUAUGAUCCUCGUGCUUUCUCAUUACUUGAGGAAGCCGCAUCUCUUGGCAUUGUUCCAUUUGUAUCCUUCAAAGAUAGUCCCAUUGUUGUUGAUGCAAGAAAAUUGCAGAUUCAUACUGCUGAGGUGUACUUUUUGACCAUUCUGAAAGGUCUCAAGCAUCGGCUUGCUGCUGGUGCCAAGUUGCCCAAUAUAACCAUUUUACUGCUAGUGGAGAAGGUACAGAUUACUUCUCCUAAAGGGGAGAAAACAAUUAAUCUUGCAGGACGGAUUGGCCAGGCUGUUGCAGCACUAUUGAGAAGGCUACGCCUACCUUACCAAGGAAAUGAAUCAUAUGGUAAAAUCAGAAUAAACGGGCUUGUCUUGAGAAGAUGGUUUCAGCCAAAGCUUGCUUCUCCUUUCCGCAUAAAAAGAGGAGAGUUGAGUUUGUCCCAGUUAGAAUUAGGCAAGGAAAUCAUCCACCAGCAACGCAACAUUCGAACUGGCAAUUUAUCAGCAAUUGAGAGAAUAUGAUUGUUGCCAAUUGGAAAGCAGCUUUGAAGAAUAAGUUGUUCUAUUGAUCGGUUCUAAGUUCUAACAUUUGCUGAUGAUUAUGACAAGCUCAAUGAUGAUGUAGGCGUGUGCAGCAUGGUGAAAGAAGUCGAAAGCUUGUCUCUCUCUCCUUCCAUAGACUCUUUGGAAGAAAUACAAAAUUGGAUGAUACCCUGAUGUGAGCAAGGAGCCUUAAUUUGGUUACGUUUGAUUGGUGUAAAUUACACACAUCAAUCAAAGACAUCACCAGUCUCUAUCAAUGCAAGGUCAGUCUUAGUUCAUAUAUGCAUGCUAAGAAAGUCGCGUGGUUUGGAAAGGGUGAGAUAUGAUUUAUGCUGAAUAAAAUAAUGCAUUUGUAUACACAUCACUUGUAAGAGUGAGAUAUUAUGAGGUACUAGCAUAAAGUAGGAAAGAGGUUGAUUGCUGAAUUA